AUGCCCAAGAAGGAUGACGACGCCAAAAAGUCGGCAUCGGAAACGGCACCGGACCAGCGCUGGAAACUACAGGUCUUCUACCUCUGCUUUUACGGCUUCAUGACGCAGAUCCGGCCCGGGGAGAACUUCAUCACUCCGUAUCUCCUCAGGGCCGACAAGAACUUCACGCAGGCAGAGGUGAGCCACGGGCAGCCCGUCCCCAGUGUCCCCCUUUCCAGCUACGGUCACCACCCUGGGGCUGGCCAGAGCACCCUCUCGCAGUCCUGGGGUGCAGGCGUGCUGCAUCCCGGCCAAGGCAGCCCAGCCGACUAUCUGCGCUACAAGCCGGUGCUGGUGCUGCAGAGUCUGAGCCACAUCUCCAUCUGGCUGCUGCUGGUGUUGGGCACCUCCAUCCUGGCAAUGCAGCUGAUGGAGUUCUUCUAUGGCAUCACCAUGGCCGCCCGCAUCGCCUACUCUUCCUACAUCUUCUCCCUCGUCGCGCCGUCCCGCUACCAGCGGAUGCUGGACAAGAUGGCCGGGGGUGGCAGUGGUGGGGGGACGCGGGGCUGGCGGGAGGCGGUGCUGUGCCGUAUGCUGCGGGAGGUGGGAGCGUUGGCCAGGCAACCCCAGCUCCGGCUCUGGUCCUUGUGGUGGGUCUUCAACUCGGCCGGUUACUACCUGAUGCUGUACUACGUGCAGAUCCUCUGGAACGAGAUCUACCCCGCCACGGACAACUGCCAGGUGUACAAUGGAGNGGUCUUCACAGCAUCCUUCAUCCCCUCCCCAGGCGCCGGUGCCUCCUUCGCUGCCGGCUACGUGAAGAUCCGCUGGACGCUGUGGUCGGAGCUGGUGAUUGGGGUGGUGACGGCUUUCCAGGCUGGGCUGCUCCUGCUCAUGAACACCACCAGCAACAUCUGGCUGUGCUACGCUGCCUACGUCCUCUUCCGUGGCUCCCACCAGUUCCUGGGGCCCCUCNNNNGUUUCCAGAUCGCUACCUCCCUCUCCAAAGAGCUUUGUGCACUGGUCUUCGGGAUCAACACCUUCCUCGCCACUGUGCUGAAGACCAUCAUCACCAUCAUCGUGGCUGACAAGAGGGGCUUCGGUUUGUCUGUGCAUCCCCAGUUUUAUGUGUAUUUCGGCUACUUCAUGCUGCUUGCCGUGGUCUACAUC
This is a messenger RNA of Phaethon lepturus (White-tailed tropicbird), 1149 nucleotides long. RefSeq names its product folate transporter 1-like. Gene Ontology annotation, biological process: folate transmembrane transport. The record is from RefSeq and is a predicted model, not a curated record. The annotation marks the transcript as partial. NCBI's taxonomy places the organism in Eukaryota, Metazoa, Chordata, Aves, Phaethontiformes, Phaethontidae. Gene Ontology annotation, molecular function: folate:monoatomic anion antiporter activity; folic acid binding. Gene Ontology annotation, cellular component: plasma membrane; basolateral plasma membrane; apical plasma membrane. The transcript has 6 exons.